CUCCUCGCAACAUAAAUUAGUUGGGCUGAGAGAACGACCAUUGCGGUCGUAUUGUGAACAGUUUUUUGUUAGCCGACAUACUGUUUACAUCGUAAAGUUUUGUUGUAAAAUAAUUAAACAGGAGUUCCGAAAAUGUCGAUUCAGAAUGGACACACCAAACAUUUGAAUGUUGCGGUGGUUGGUGGCGGAUUGGUGGGAUCCCUCGAAGCUCUGUUUUUAGCUAGAAGAGGACACCGCGUUUCUCUUUAUGAAUAUCGCGAAGAUAUACGGAAAACACCACACGUCAGAGGCAGAUCGAUAAACCUGGCCCUUUCUGUGCGCGGGCGCAGAGCUCUACGCGAUGUUGGCUUGGAGGACAUUAUGAUUAAGGAACAUGGCAUACCUAUGAGGGCCAGAAUGAUUCAUAGACCAGAUGGUUCGACAUAUUCCAUACCCUAUGAUACUAGAACAAAUCAGUGCAUCUAUUCGGUGGGCAGAAAUUACUUAAAUGCUGUUCUACUUAAAGAGUCGGAAAAUUACAAAAACGUGACUAGACAUUUCAACCACAAGCUACUGGAGGCUAAUUUACCAAAGGGAGAACUGAAGUUUGUCAAGAUGGACACAAAAGAGACUGUAUCAGUGGACGCUGAUUUGAUAGUAGGCACUGAUGGUGCAUUUUCAGCAGUUCGUCGGGCCAUGUUGAAGCAACCGCUAUUUGAUUUUAGCCAACAAUACAUUGAACACGGGUAUUUGGAGCUGUGCAUACCGCCGAAUUGCCAGGGCGGAUUUCAGAUGCCUCCAAAUUAUCUCCACAUUUGGCCACGUGGUAAUUUCAUGAUGAUAGCCCUUCCUAACCAGGAUUGCUCAUGGACCGUUACUCUCUUCAUGCCUUUUAAGAACUUCAAAGGCAUCGAUUCAGAAAGCAAGCUACUAGAAUUCUUUGAGAAAUACUUCCCGGAUUCGAUACCGUUGAUUGGAGAAAAAAAAUUGAUAGACGAUUACUUUGGUGGGUCACCGUCACCUUUGAUUACAAUUAAGUGUCGACCAUACCACGUAUCCGACAAAGCAAUCAUCAUUGGUGACGCAGCGCAUGCAGUGGUACCCUUCUACGGCCAAGGGAUGAACGCUGGAUUCGAAGACUGCACCAUAUUGAACAAUCUCUUCCAAAAGCAUAAAGACGAUUUGACACAAAUAUUGGCAGAAUUUUCGAACACAAGAUGGCAAGAUGCUUUUGCGAUCUGUGAUCUCGCUAUGUAUAAUUAUAUAGAGAUGCGUGAUCUUGUUACCCGACCCUCAUAUAGGAUAAGGAAAGCACUGGAUGACCUGAUUUAUUGGAUCUCACCAGACCUAUGGGUACCUCUGUACAACUCCGUUACAUUCAGUACGAUGCCAUACAGUCAGUGUGUCAAGAAUCGGCAAUGGCAAAAUAAGGUUUUGGCAAUUAUAAUCUUCGCGGCAGGCGUGUUUGCGUUUAUCCUGUUAUGUUGGGCUCGGAGAUGAAAGAGUGAAAAUAUUGUUUUUCUUUUCUCGUGUAUAAAUGCAUAUUAUUUAAUUUAAUUUAUUAAAUAUUUUUGGAUAUUGAGACGUUCAUUAAAUAGGUAUAUUGUUACAUUUUAUUUAAUGUAGAAAAGAUUCAAUGUAUGCAUUUAAAAUAAUUUUCAAGGUCAAUCCUUCUACGACUAUGAUACAACUUAAGCAUUAAUUCGUGUAUCGCGUUACUAAUUAGUAUGCCAAUAAAAUGUGUAUUUAG
Zerene cesonia (dogface butterfly) is the source of this 1729-nucleotide messenger RNA. It is a transcript of the gene cn, whose product is annotated as kynurenine 3-monooxygenase. The transcript has 10 exons. Gene Ontology annotation, molecular function: NAD(P)H oxidase H2O2-forming activity; kynurenine 3-monooxygenase activity; FAD binding. The record is from RefSeq and is a predicted model, not a curated record. Gene Ontology annotation, biological process: quinolinate biosynthetic process; L-tryptophan catabolic process; NAD+ metabolic process. Lineage: Eukaryota; Metazoa; Arthropoda; Insecta; Lepidoptera; Pieridae. Gene Ontology annotation, cellular component: mitochondrial outer membrane. Bases 133 to 1479 code for a protein of 448 amino acids.